Molecule: messenger RNA, 1320 nt
Organism: Amyelois transitella
Lineage: Eukaryota; Metazoa; Arthropoda; Insecta; Lepidoptera; Pyralidae
Product: craniofacial development protein 2-like
Exons: 1
Coding region: 1-1320 (439 amino acids)
Biological process (GO): chromatin remodeling
Cellular component (GO): nucleus
Molecular function (GO): catalytic activity
Source: RefSeq, a predicted model, not a curated record
AUGAGGCAAAAUACCAAAGGAAAGAGUGGAAAGGCUAGGGCGUCCCCCUUAAGCGACGACAAUAGUGAAUAUGCGACAUAUGAUAGGGCGUUCCCCGUAAGCGACGGAAUACCGAAGCGAAAAGACACUGUGCCGAUGCUUGAACUGCGUAUAUGCACUUGGAAUAUCGGCACAAUGACUGGACGGAGUGCUGAACUUAGCUCGAUACUGGAGCGACGACGCAUAAACAUCUGUUGUGUGCAAGAAACAAAAUGGAAAGGUGCUAAAAGUCGCCAAAUUGGAAAAGGGUAUAAGCUACUAUAUAAUGGAAGAGAGAACACCAAGAAUGGUAUUGGAAUAAUCCUGGAUCAAUAUCUUAGUAAUAAUGUAGUAGGGAUAAACAGAAUAAGUGAUCGCAUCAUGUCCGUUAAGUUAGCCUUGAAUAAACAACCAUGCCUGAAUGUCAUCUCAGUCUACGCACCACAAGUCAACUGCCAGGACGCAGAGAAACAAGAAUUCUGGGAAGAAUUACAGUCACUUGUAACAACAAUACCACCGGGAGAACAAAAACUCAUAUGCGGAGACUUAAAUGGCCACGUGGGAAUGGAUGGAGGUGGUUAUACAGGGAAUCAUGGGGGUUUCGGAUUUGGAGAACAAAAUAGGGAAGGGGAAACCAUUUUGGAUUUUGCGUCAUGUCAUGAUCUUGCAGUAGUUAACACGUUCUUUCAAAAGAAGGAUGAACAUCUAAUCACAUACAAGAGCGGAAACUCUAAAACCCAGAUUGACUACAUACUAAUAGACAAAAAAGACUUAAAGCAAAUUAAAGACUGUAAGGUUAUCCCCGGCGAACCUCUUACCUCACAGCAUAGGCUUCUAUUAACUGCCCUAAAAUUGAAAACACCCAUUAAGACUAAAAUACCAAGAGUCGAAAAGAUCAAAUGGCAUGCACUAAACGGUGACAAGGGAAAAGCUGUGAGAGAUCAGAUAAUAGAAUAUCUAGGAAAUACAUCCCCCGAAAAUUAUAGCUCAACAUCGAAAUUGUGGGAGAACUUUGAAUCAUUCUGCGUUGCUACUGUCAAACGUGAGCUGGGUGUCAGCAAAGGAGCUCUACAUAGUGCAAAGGAUGCUAAAUGGUGGAAUAACCGCGCUAAGGAUAGUGUAGCUGAAAAGAAAAGGCUGUUCAAAAUCUGGCAAAACACUCGCUCUGAAGAGGAUAGAGAAAUCUACAUACAGGCCAAAAAAGCCGCAAGAAAAACGGUAGCGGUAGAGAGAGAGAGAAAGCCGAGUCAGAGCUUCAUCAGCGAUUGGAAUCAUCGGCUGACUUUGACAUAUAUAAAAUAG